AUGGCUCGCGGAAACCAGCGUGACAAGGCUCGCGAGAAGAAUCUCAAAGAACAGCAAGGCAAGAAAUCCGCCAACACUAUGUCCGGCACCCAACAGCAGAAAGCCAAAGAGGAUGCCGCUGAGAUCAUGCGCAAGAAGCAAGCUGCAGCUGAUGCCAAGAGGGCUGCCGAAGGCAAGAAGUGA
This is a messenger RNA of Pseudovirgaria hyperparasitica, 183 nucleotides long. RefSeq lists its product as uncharacterized. The record is from RefSeq and is a predicted model, not a curated record. Lineage: Eukaryota; Fungi; Ascomycota; Dothideomycetes; Acrospermales; Acrospermaceae. The transcript has 4 exons. The coding region runs from base 1 to 183 and encodes 60 amino acids.